Messenger RNA from Haplochromis burtoni (Burton's mouthbrooder), 4192 nucleotides. It is a transcript of the gene stra6, whose product is annotated as signaling receptor and transporter of retinol STRA6. The record is from RefSeq and is a predicted model, not a curated record. The transcript has 20 exons. Lineage: Eukaryota; Metazoa; Chordata; Actinopteri; Cichliformes; Cichlidae. Gene Ontology annotation, cellular component: plasma membrane. Gene Ontology annotation, biological process: vitamin A import into cell. The coding region runs from base 689 to 2665 and encodes 658 amino acids. Gene Ontology annotation, molecular function: retinol transmembrane transporter activity; signaling receptor activity.
CUGCCUCCAAAGACAGCACCUGUGUCCUAAGUGUUAUUAUGUCUUCUGCCAUCCUAGACAUUGCUGAGCGAUAGUUUUCAAUCUCCUGAUGGUGAAAGAGUGCCUCACAUUAGAACAUUUUCAGUGGCUUAAAAGCAGAGGUUCAUUUAUAGCUUAUAGGUGGGCCGGAAGGAGUGCAGGUGUCCGCAAUUUGUGUUCGCGGUACUUCAGAAUCAAGCUAGCGCCACAGAAGAGGAGCGAGCAUAACGGAAGUAACGUUUUGUUAAGUGGCAGGGAGAGAAAAGCGUGCGUGAUAAAUUCAAUGAGAGAUGGAGGAAGACAGACAGGACGUGAGAGGAAGAAGAGAGGUUGUAUUUAAAGGCUCUUGGUGCGGUGGUAACCCUGAGCUGAAAUAGGGCCUUUGGAAGGUAGAGGCAACGCGCUGCAGCCAGGACCUGUCACAUUACUCUCAGCUCCACAGUGGGACCAGGUCACCUGAAUGCAGUGAAGGAGGGUAGCUGAGUCUGAGUGCAAGUAGACCAAACACAGGGAAACAAGGACACUUGCAGCAGCAACUGAGUCCAGCGUGGGAUUUGGAAGACACUUUUGCCUUGGAGACAAGGUGAUCACAGCUGUGUGCCACUUUGUGGUUAAAAGAACUCCAGAUCUUUUGUAAGACGUGGGACUCUUUUGAUAAAGAGAAGUCGCAAUGGACUAUGACUACCCAGAAUUGGAUCCACUGCCAUCCAAAAUUGAACCAGAAGUAAUCCCUCCCUGUGACCCUACUGCUGACGACAGGCUCUAUCAUAUAUGCAUCACUGUGAUAUCUCUUGUUGUCAUGCUGAUUCUGGCAGUGUUGGCAAGGCGCAUGAAGGUCGGCGACAGACAGAAAGGACUCCCAGGUUUACUCAGUCCGGUGAACUUCCUGGACCAUACGCAGCACAAGGGCUUGGCAGUGGCUGUGUUUGGAGUGCUCUUGUGCAAACUGUGGGGCCUGCUCAUAUCGCCAAACCCUCUCCCCUUCACAACAGACACCGCUAACAAACAGAACUGGGUGAUUCUGGGAGUCUUCUUUUACCCCGCACUAUACUACCCUCUCCUGGCAUGUGGCACUUUACAUAAUAAAGUUGGCUAUGUACUCGGUAGCCUCUUGUCUUGGACACACUUUGGUGUUCUGGUCUGGCAGAUAAUUGACUGCCCAAAAACACCAGUGAUACACAAACACUACUCUCUUUUCUCCAGCCUGCCCCAGAUUGCUUGCUUGGCAUUCCUUAGCUUUCAGUAUCCCCUUCUUCUGUUCAAGGGCUUAAAGGGCACUGAAAAGAACAAUGCUACAGAGGAUCUGAGCAGCAGCUACUAUAGAGACUAUGUCAAGAAAAUGCUCAAUAAGAAAACGUCGACCAAAAUCAGCACGUCGAGCACAGACAAGCCCAAACUCCCCCAAAGAAUAGCCGAUGCUGUGAAAUCUUACAUUUAUACACCAGAGGAUGCUUUCCGUUUUCCGCUGAAGCUGGCUAUAUCUGGUGUUGUGUCUUUCAUAACCCUGUAUCAGAUGGGUCUUCUGCUGAUCUCAGCAGUCGUGCCGUCUCUCCAGACUGCUCGUUUGGGAGUCAAUGAAGAUGUUGCAAACCUUUUAGCUGGUUUCAGAAUCAUGCUGUCUCCAGACAAACAUGAAGUGGUUCGGAUAGUGGUUUAUUACAUGUGGUGUGUAGAGGUGUGUUACAUUUCAGCAAUGACCCUGUCUGGAUUGGUCAACCUGGCUAUGCUCAUGCGAUCUAUGGUUCUGCAUCGGUCCAAUCUGAAAGGGCUGUACAGAGGCGAUAGCUAUAAUGUUUACAACUGCCAGAGAAAUAUCAGAGCUUCCCGGCCUGCACUCGUCUGCUGGAUGGGAUACACCAGCUUCACAGCAGCUCACAUCUGCAUUGGCAUGAUCAUCCAGACCAUAGUGUUCUUCCUCUGCCUUCUGAUUGCAGUCUUCCUUGUUAUCAUACCUGUCCUCCACAGACAGAAUCUGAUUCUCUUUCAGGUCCUGUGGAGCAUGUGGCCUUUCUGGCUCAUGCUUCUCCUGGUUGUGUUGAUUCAACACGUCACCGCCAGGUUUUGCUUCAUCAAAAAGACAGGAGGCACACGAGAUCUGGACAACAGGGGUAAUCUGUUCCUGCUGACAUACCUGAUGUUUCCUGUUAACGUUUUGAUCGGGGCGAUACUGGGAAUCUGGCGCAUGAUCAUCACAGCCCUGUUCAACAUUGUCCACAUGGGACGUAUGGAUAUCAGUCUUCUUAACCGCAAUGUGGAGGCUUUUGACCCAGCCUACCGCUGCUAUGCUCAUUAUCUGAAGAUCGAGGUGAGCCAGUCUCACCCUGUGAUGAAGGCCUUCUGUGGGAUGCUGCUGCAGUCUGUGGGCCAGGACACCAAAGCUGAACAGAGGUCACGAGAUGCUGAAGAAGGGAUCCAGCUCGUCCAGCAGGAUAAGAAGCAGAAUAAAGUGUCCAUUGCCAAGAGAGCCCGCAGGCACUGGCAGCUCCUCUACACCCUGGUCAACAACCCCUCCCUUGUGGGCACCAGGAAGCACUUCCAGCGUCAGACCACAGACAGCUUUCUGAAUGGAAGCCUGAACCGCAGCACCAGGGAGGAGAGCAAAAAGGAGGCUACGACCAAGGAGGCAGAAGCCGCUGCCAGCAACUAAUCAAAAAUGCGAUACUGAUUAUGUACUGGCUGCAGAGUCUCGUCCGGUUUGGGUCUGCAUUUGUACUAUUUGUCUGCAUUUGGUGAAAUACAUGCAUUAUAGCUCAGUGCCUAGUGUAAAGAUAUUCACCAAGUCUUUCCUAAACGUCUGGAGAUUCGGAGUCCCUCCUGUGCUUUUCAUGUUCUCCUGUCUGUGAGGACCUCAGUCUCCAGUCUGAUGGGAAUGCUUGUGUGGCACUGAUCACCUAGUAAACACACUUAAAAAAAAUAAUUUUCUAAACAUGUAUGUGCUUAUUUUGGGAUAGAACUCAUUUGCACUAAUAGUCUUUAAUCAUGUAUUAUUUUCAGCAUUCAAUGCAGAUAAUGUAAGAUGAUGGUCAUCCAACUAAAAACAUGGAUGCAGAAGCCAAUGAAUCAUCUCUUUGAAUGGGAGUUCAUAUAUAGAGUGACAGAGAAGGGCAGAAAGACAGAACAUCGGACUAUUUAUGAAUAUAAAUAAUGAACCAUUGUCAUACUGUGGCCAAUAAAUUCUCUUUUCCCCCCAUCUUUAGGCUACACGCAUUGUGUGACUGAUAUUAACCUGUGGAAUAAACUGUAUAUUUAUUCUGUUUUAAUUUGUAGACUUUUAAGUCAAAAACAUCUUACUGUUUCCAGUAUUUCUAGUUCUUGUCAAAUAAACAUCUUCUUGUUUCAAAUGUUUCGUGAUAUUUCACCAUUUGUCUGCGCAUUUAAACUUUUAAAUGAAAAUAUACACAUCCGAUUGUUUUUCCCUGAUAACUGUGAAAAUAAAACGAAAAAUACAGUUUUCUCCUGUUUUUUUGGGGUUUUUUUAAUCACUGAUGGGAAAUUUUGUUAAGCUAUUGCUCAACUAAUAUAUGCAUGAGUGCACUUGCAACGGGAAAGGGGCUUUUGAAAAGGAAACUGACCCUCAAACUAACCGGAAGCCGAACAGCUGCGGUAGCAGAAAUAAGACCACCGGUCUCAGCAUGUCUUCAUGGGAAUUUCCAUAGAUGUAAGUGCUCGUAAAACUCAGGAUGAACCCUGUAUACUAUAAAUGAAGCCUAGACACUGUAGGCUUUAGUCCUCCUCUGUACAUUGCUGUACUCUGUAGGAGUCCUUGCUGCAAGUAAAAUUGUUGAAACGUAAUUCUAAGACUCUGGUAACUGCUUAAGUGUUUUGAUAAACAUUCUCCUAUUAUCAUUUCACAUUUUUAUAUAAGAUAUUAAUUUAAAUCCACUUGCGUAGUGUGAUAAUUUUCUGCCGAAAGAAGAGACCUGAACUGAACCAUAAGCGAGAAAUAUAGACAAAGGGAGGCUUUGUGACUGAUCGGAGCUCCAAAACGCAGCAGUGUUCAGGCUUCUCUGUUUUUAAUCCCCUCUUUUUUAAAGAAAAGAAAAAAAGCCAUGCCAUAAUAAUCACUUUCCAAAAAAGGAAGGAGAAUAUCUUACAUUUUUAAAGAAAAAAUGAUUAUUUUUCGUAAUCGAAAUAAUCAUUUGGAACAUAAUUAUUCGAAAUGAUAUGGGGAUUC